Messenger RNA from Phycodurus eques (leafy seadragon), 6815 nucleotides. It is a transcript of the gene pigk, whose product is annotated as phosphatidylinositol glycan anchor biosynthesis, class K. The transcript has 11 exons. NCBI's taxonomy places the organism in Eukaryota, Metazoa, Chordata, Actinopteri, Syngnathiformes, Syngnathidae. Gene Ontology annotation, molecular function: GPI-anchor transamidase activity. Gene Ontology annotation, cellular component: GPI-anchor transamidase complex. Gene Ontology annotation, biological process: attachment of GPI anchor to protein; proteolysis; protein localization to cell surface. The coding region runs from base 160 to 1311 and encodes 383 amino acids. The record is from RefSeq and is a predicted model, not a curated record.
AGUCAUGAUAUUGAACUAAAAUGAUUUGUUUUAUGACAUAAAUUACGUGACAGUCAUCGUUACAAGCUCUUAUUUUGACACGUACUAACCGGAAGUACUCAUUUAACUUAGCCGGGGUAUUUUUUUUUCCGCGUCUCUUCCUGGUGUCACUACCACACAAUGAAAAUUCCCACUCUCACAAUCUUAUUGAGCAGCCUUUUCUCAGCAGACGGCAUUCAUGUCCAGGACACUGCCGGGCAGUUCUUCAGCAGCGGUCACACCAACAACUGGGUGGUUCUGGUGUGCACGUCCAGGUUCUGGUUUAACUACCGUCAUGUGGCCAACACUCUAUCCGUGUACAGGAGUGUCAAGCGUCUCGGCAUCCCCGAUAGCCACAUUGUGUUGAUGCUGGCAGACGACAUGGCUUGCAGCCACAGGAACCCGAAGCCGGCCACCGUGUUCAGCCACAAGAACAUGGAGCUGAACGUGUAUGGCGACGACGUGGAGGUGGACUACCGAGGUUACGAGGUGACUGUGGAGAAUUACCUGCGAGUUCUGACAGGGAGGCUUCCCCCUAGCACGCCGCGCUCCAAACGUCUUCUGUCUGAUGACCGAAGCAACAUCCUCAUUUACCUGACAGGCCAUGGUGGCAAUGGCUUCCUGAAGUUCCAGGACUCUGAGGAGAUCAGCAAUGUGGAGCUGGCAGAUGCCUUUGAACAGAUGUGGCAAAAAAGGAGGUACAACGAGCUGCUUUUCAUCAUCGACACCUGUCAGGGAGCUUCCAUGUACGAAAGGUUCUACUCUCCAAACAUCAUAGCUAUAGCCAGCAGUCAAGUCGGAGAGGACUCCUUGUCGCACCAACCAGAUUCGGCCAUCGGUGUCCAUUUGAUGGACCGUUUCACCUUCUACCUGCUGGGAUUUCUGGAAGACAUCCACCCCGCCAGCAAAACUAACAUGAACGACAUGUUCAAAGUAUGCCCCAAGAGCCAGUGCGUGUCCACUGUGGGCCACCGUACCGACCUGUUCCUGCGAGACCCGGGAAGCGUUCUCAUCACCGACUUCUUCGGUAGCGUCCGCAAGGUGGAGAUCACCAUGGAAACCAUCAACUUGACCGAGCCUAUAACAUUGGUGGAAGACAAUUCCGACAACGGAGAACUGCAAAAGGCGUCGCUCUCAUACGUGGAUCAGCUGCCGGUGUCUGAGAUCAUCCAUCAGAAGCCCAAACAGAAAGACUGGCACCCUCCCGAUGGCUUCAUCCUUGGCCUUUGGACGCUCAUCCUGCUGGUGUUUUUCAAGACGUAUGGCAUGAAGCACCUCAAACACAUCUUCUGAGACAUUCGCCAUGAAUAGAGCGAGGAGCCUUGAAUAAACCGUAUUGAAAGGGAACCGUGAAAGAUGUACGCCGCCACAACUGUGAGGCCAAUGUUAUCUAUUUUUUACACUGGGACAUUUGUUGGAUGUUUUUUGUUUUUCUAUUUAAAAUGUGAUGUAUUUAAGUUUUAAGAGGAGGUGUUGCAUGCAAAAGAAGAGCUGCAUCAGGCUCAGGUGUCUUUGCACAAUUAAGGCUGGAUUUAUAUCGCAGGUCUAAGUGGCCAAUUUCCAAUUUAGCAUCUACAUGCAUUAUUUACUUUUGUCUAUAUGCAUAUUUUCAAUCACAGUAAUCUGCUAUUUGCAGGGAAUAACAAGGACGACUGAGUCCUGCCAAAAAUAGCACAAAACUGAGUAAUUGAAGCCCCCCCCCCAAAAAAAAAGUUAAUUGCCUGUAUUAAUAGUUUAAACCAUAAAUAUAUCCCAAAGUAUGUCUACUAUGACUAGUCGUAAUUACAUUUUGAAUAUUUGGAAUUUCCAUAAAAGAUCGCCCAAACUAUGUUCCCAAAACAGUCUAAUAUCAUUUCAAACCCAACAUGAGGCUUAAAAAUAAAGGAUUUACUGACUAUUUGAUUUUGGAAAAAUGCUCUGGAAGUUUGCAUAUUCAUGUAUAUACACAGGCAUCUAAGACUGUCUGUAACUUCCACUAACAACCCAGGCAAAAUUUAGCUCCUCUGCGACAUAGUCAUGAAAAAAUGUAUUUGACCACCCUUGUUUCUUCAGUUAGUUGUGAAUUUUAAUGCCUGGUACAACUAAAGAUACAUUGUAUACAUUUGUUUGGACAAAUAUAAUGAUGACAACAAAAAUACCUCAUACGCUUUUAACAGCUGAUAACUAGCCAUUUUCCAUAGUUUUCUUGAUAGUAAUCGAAAUCACUGGGAAUACAGUUAAGCUUAACAUUAAGCAAAAAGGACAAAGUAUUAUGGAAUCAGCUCCAUUUUUGUUGUGUUCCUUGUAUUCUUCAGGUUAUAUACCUUUAGUGCUACCAGGCAUUAAAAUGAACGACGGAAGAAACGGGUCGUCUUAAUAUUUUUCCUCAAUGACUGUGUAAAGCUCCUCUCGUGGGGAAUUACUGUAAUCCUGAUCCAAUGUUCCUGUGUUUACAUUACUGAACACCUGCAACAACCUACAUGUAUACCCAUCCAAAAUGUAAAGUAUGUAAACAACUACAUAAGUGCCAACAUCGAGCAGCUUUGAUGGUUAUGAAAAGUUUUAGGGCCCGAAUACCAAUUAGAAUCGCUGUGUUCAUGAUCUUUCUGACCAAUUCAUCUCCUUUUUAGGGGCCUCUGCAUGCCCAAGAAGUCCCUAAUUUGUGCAAGACAGUGCAUCCCGGUAAACACUUUAGGGUACCAAACAUGCUCACCACCCAAAAACAAAAACCCCUGACUCCAUAGCCCUCCAAGGAACACAUCAGUUUCACCAAUUGACACCAAAUUGGGUGGGCAUGCCUGUCGUAACAAGAUGCACUAAAAAGUCUCAAGGACUCAAUACAGAAUUUGAACAGGAAGUCAGACAUUUUAGUUUGAAGCAGCCAUUUUGCGGGCAAAUGACUUACACUUGGAAUUCGCCCAAAGAAGCCCCAAUCAUAAGUGGUUAUCCUAGACAGAUGGAUGAUUUGCAAAAGAUUAUAAUUUCCAUCUUUGGAUGUUGAUGGAGCACGGCAGUAAAGUUUGAAGACUCUGCUAACUUAGCUCCACAAUGUCCGAGCUCGACCAAAGUCUUGCAUGAAAUGUAGGUCCCAACUUGAAGAUAUCAGAAUAAGAAUAAGAAUCAUCUUUAUUUUCCAAGUAUGUCCAAAACACAAAAGGAAUUUGUCUCCGGUAGUUGGAGCUGCUCUAGUACGACAACAGACAGCCAUUUGAGAGAAAAUACUUUUGAGACAUAAAAACGCAGCACAGAGAGUCACUGAGCGAUGAAAGGUUGCCGGUAAUGUGGUAAUGCCGAUACAUUCUUUUUUUUUUUUUUUGCUUUUUGCUUUUUUUUUUUGUGUGAAAAUUGUGCAAAUGAUGCACCGUCCUGUCGUGAUUUAGAGCAGUUUGAAAUGACUUAUAGAGCAAUAGUCUAGUACAGUGACAUUUGUGCAAAUGGCGUAGAGACUUGAAAAAAUUUAAGCAGUUGAAAGUGACUAUUAGUGCGAUAAUCUGGAACAGUGUCAAUUGUGUAAAUGGUGGAGAAACUUCUCAAGCACAUUAGUGGCCAGUAUUGGUCAACAACACAUAUGCCAAUAGUGCAGAGUGGCGAGACUACUACAGUGGGUGCACGAAUAAUGCAUAAUUAUUAUGCAGGCUGUGGAGGGUCCAAGAGGAUUUUGCAUGCUCUUGUCUUAGUUCUUGUCUUAGUCCUCAAGGGUGGGCAGGGGUGUACCGACAAAUUUUUUCAGCAGCUUUGAUUGCCCAUUGCAGUCGGAUGAGUUUGUCCUUCUUUUGGAAGCACCAAACCAGACUGAUUCAAUGACUGCUGUACAGAACUUGGGUCAACAGCUCCUGUGGCAGGCCGUGCCGCAGGAAGUACAUUCUCUGCUCGGCCUUUUUUAGGAUGAAGUUGAUGUUGAUCUCCCACUUGAGGUCCUUAGAGACCGUAUGUAAUUCCCAGGAACUUGAAGGUCUCGACGGUUGACAUGGGGCAGUUGGACAGUGUGAGGGACAGCUGUGGCGAAGGUUGCCACCUGAAGUCCACGAUCAUUUCUACAGUCUUGAGCGUGUUCAGCUCCAGGUUGUGUCGACCGCACCACAGCUCCAGCCCCUCCAAGACAUAAGCGUCCCCCCCUAACAGAAAUGUCUGGAUGCGAUUUACUUCAUUUCUGACACUUCCGUUCUUACGCUUUGGCCAUUUUGCCCAUUUUCAACUGUCCUUCAAAACUAACUUGUUCUAGAGAUUUUGUCCGAUUGCUCCCAAGUUUAAACUAGACAGAUGGACAAUGGUAAAUUGCAAAAUAAUUCAGUUUUCGCCUCUGCAUGUCGGCAGAGCGUGGCAGCGAAAUUUGAAGAGUUGAAAGUUAAAACACUUGGGAGCAAAACUGGGAGUUGUGUGGCUUGAAACGUAGUGUAACUCCAGCCUAAGUGUCCACACAAGCGAGUCAUUGAAUAAGAAUUUAAUCACUUUUAGCGGAUGUUCUGCUCAGCAUAUUUUGUCUAUUUUUGUGUCCAAACUGCUGGGCCAGCCAGAAAAGGGGAAAAAGCGGGAUGGGGGCCCGUCUGAUUGGUGGCGACUGGCGCUGCUGAGAGAUGACUGUUACGUCUCCGCUGUCUGGACGCAUUACACCCCCUGACCGUCAUAUUGUGGAUAACAAUCCCACAUAAUACAGUCUACUCUCUCCUAUUCACCAAAUUGCCCUCCCUGCGGAAACAUCCAUUAACUUCCCAACAGUGUAGCGCUCCAACUGACGGCUAUUUCUGUGGCCGAUCGCAGUCCGGCGAUGAGUGAGUGAUAAGCCAGUAAGCCCCGGUGGCCGUCCCAAAUGGAUCCUCUUUCAUGUAAUGGUCUUUCUUCAUUCCCCUCCCAUCCUUUCAUUCCUGCCGUGACACUACAUCACCGCCUCAUUGCCGGGAGGGCUGAUUGAUGUUUAAAGCACACGGGCGCCUCCCCUCUCCAAAACCAGACAGCUGCUGCAUCAGCCACCCGGGUGCCUUUCUUCUUAUACAUUAUUAAUACCGUGCUCAUCUCUUCCUUCCUUUUCAGUCCCUUCUUUUUUAUUUCCUGCCAUCCAAUUCCCACAGCUUUCUCCCCCUUUUUUGGGUGAGGAAGCAUGUUUUUCUUCCUCAUUUUGGCGAGAUGCCGGUGCCCCGAUUAUGGAUGAAUCGCUGAAUCAAACUGAAUACAUUUGUCUCAACUGCUCGUAACCGACAAUAAUGAGCUUCCCUAAUUACUCGGAGAUCCUCCCCUCCUUUGACCGCUACAAGCGCCUCCCUUGAAGUGAUAAGCCGGAGUACGAUUUCUGGCCAUCUUGGCUCUCCGAAAGCUUGUUUGAACUCCAAAUUGUACUAUUUUUGGCAUGUGCGACUGUACUCAGAACUACAAGGUCUGUCAGAAGGGUUCCAGGACCGAUGUCACAAAAGGUCCAAUGUCACGCCUUCACGCACUCCUGAAAGGAUUCAUCCGGGAUCCUCUGCAUUUCCAUCGUCACGGCAAUCGUCCACAUCUUCAUAAUGGGUCCCCUUGAUGACCCCUUGAGCUUGGGGAAAGAGGGGGGGAAAAAAAGUCACACACGGCCAGGUUGGGUGAGUUGGGAGGUUGCUCCAGCACGGCAAAUGUUCUUCUCGGCCAGGAACUGUCGGAUGCUUCAGGGCGUUGUCAGCAGGCGCAUUGUUAUCAUGAAGCAGCCACAGGUUGUCGCCUCUUCUCAUGCACUGAAUGACGUAAACGCCGCAGGAUCUUAUUACCGAUGUGUUGGUUGAUCGUCAGCCCCACAUUCAAGGGGAAAAACUCUAGUUUUAGGUUUGAAAUAUAACGUUUGUGACACCAUUGCUGGAACCUUUCUGACACACUUCGUGCGCCAUCCUCCGUGCCCUCGAAACGGCGCCAUUUGUCAUCAAUGACAGACAAAAACAAAAGUCGAGCUUGACAGAUUUUUCCAUGGGAAGUGAAGCUGAAGCUGAAGCUUUUCAGGCAACCUUUGUAAUAUCAUUUCCAAGGAUUUAAAUGGACAUUUUAGAGGUUAUUUGAGAAUUAAUUCUCCUUCUUAGUGGUAGGCGAUUCUCAGAAGGGCUUUGCUUUGAAUGAAGCCAAACUGAUCUUUGUCCUUUGCUUGGAAAGAUUUCUUUUCCUGGUUGUAUUGUUUGCAUUUUAUGAUUGCUGUCCAAGGAAAACCCUCUGUGUCUAAAAUUUUGUAUGUGAUACAGCAAUAUUUCCAUCUCGAAUACAUUAUAAAAUGUCACAACAUUUGGAGAUACCUGUUUUUCAUCAAUACAAAAAAGUUUGGAGUUUUUCCCUACAUGUUGAGAAAUGUUUUUUCCCCCCCUAAAUAAUAUAUAAAGUCACAAAAUUUGAUAUAUCUGCCUAAGAAAAUCACAAAAUUUGGAGAAUCUUUAUCCUAAAACAAAAUUAGGUGACUCCUGCUUUUCAUAAAUACUAAAAAGUCAUAUUUGGCCAUAGCUGUUUUUAUAAACACCAUAUAUCUUCAAAGAUUUGGAGAUAUCUGCUUAAAAUUCAGGACUUUUCGAGAGACACGCUUUUCAUGAAUACUAAAGUGUCAGAACAUGUGGCGAUGCCAGCUUUUAUUCAUCAGUUAAAAAGUCACAAAAUUUGUAUAUCUGUCUGUCAUUAUUACGAAAAAGUUUGGAGGUACUUCUUUUGCAGAAAUACCAAAGAGUGACCACAUUUAGAGGUACACUAUGCGGUGUUCAUCGGGCGGCAACAUUGCAUAAUCUGUCUGUAUGAUCUCAUGACACUAAAGACUUGACUGCUGAUUUUUGUCUGCCAUUUUGUAUCACAGUGAAGGAUCUUUAUGAAUUAAAACAUUUUACAUAUUU